Molecule: messenger RNA, 3065 nt
Organism: Rhinopithecus roxellana (golden snub-nosed monkey)
Lineage: Eukaryota; Metazoa; Chordata; Mammalia; Primates; Cercopithecidae
Gene: SLC26A4
Product: solute carrier family 26 member 4
Exons: 20
Coding region: 529-2871 (780 amino acids)
Biological process (GO): transmembrane transport
Cellular component (GO): membrane
Molecular function (GO): secondary active sulfate transmembrane transporter activity; oxalate transmembrane transporter activity; chloride transmembrane transporter activity
Source: RefSeq, a predicted model, not a curated record
AAGCGCGCCCUGAGGGUUCCACGCCUGGCCCGGGGGCCUGCACCUCUCCUCCAGUGCGCGCCUGCAGCUGCGUCCGGGGUCAGGCGCGGGGAGAGAGGAACUCUCAGGGUCCCUUCCAGCCUUGCACGCGCCCUUGGUCCCUGCCCCAGCCCCUUGGUUUAAGGGAGAUUUCAGGACGCGGACAGCGCCCUAGCUGCCGGCCGGAGGGGACUGGAUGGAGCUUGGGGAGCCCCAAAGCAGGGCUCACUCUCUUCAAGUUUGGGGAACCCCGCUCAGCGGGUGCAGGCCACGGGAUCCAAAGGUUCUCAGGUGCCCACUUGCAGGCUGGUCGUGCGCGCCGUGGGGCGCUUGUCGCGAGCGCCGAGGGCUGCAGGACGCGGACCAGACUCGCUGUGUUCGACUGAAGCUGGCGGGGGGCUGGGUGACAGCUAACAGGUGAUCCUCUUCUUUCUGUUCCUCGCUCUUCACCUCAGAUCGUCCUCCCGCACCGUAUCUCCUUCCUCCUCGCUGUCCUCUGGCUAGCAGGUCAUGGCAGCGCCGGGCGGCAGGUCCGAGCCGCCGCAGCUCCCCGAAUACAGCUGCAGUUAUGUGGUAUCGCGGCCGGUCUACAGCGAGCUCGCUUUCCAGCAACAGCACGAGCGGUGCCUGCAGGAGCGCAAGACGCUGCGGGAGAGCCUGGCCAAGUGCUGCAGUUGUUCAAGAAAGAGAGCCUUUGGUGUGCUAAAGACUCUCCUGCCCAUCUUGGAGUGGCUGCCCAAAUACCGAGUCAAGGAAUGGCUGCUUAGUGACGUCGUUUCAGGAGUUAGUACUGGGCUAGUGGCCACGCUGCAAGGGAUGGCAUAUGCCCUACUAGCUGCAGUUCCUGUUGGAUAUGGUCUCUACUCUGCUUUUUUCCCUAUCCUGACAUACUUUAUCUUUGGAACAUCAAGACAUAUCUCAGUUGGACCUUUUCCAGUGGUGAGUUUAAUGGUUGGAUCUGUUGUUCUGAGCAUGGCCCCCGACGAACACUUUCUCGUAUCCAGCAGCAAUGGAACUGUAUUAAAUACUACCAUGAUAGACACUGCAGCUAGAGAUAUAGCUAGAGUCCUGAUUGCCAGUGCCCUGACUCUGCUGGUUGGAAUCAUACAGUUGAUAUUUGGAGGCUUGCAGAUUGGAUUCAUAGUGAGGUACUUGGCAGAUCCUUUGGUUGGUGGCUUCACAACAGCUGCUGCCUUCCAAGUGCUGGUCUCACAGCUAAAGAUUGUCCUCAAUGUUUCAACCAAAAACUAUAAUGGAGUUCUCUCCAUUAUCUAUACGCUGGUUGAAAUUUUUCAAAAUAUUGGUGAUACCAAUCUUGCUGAUUUCAUUGCUGGAUUACUCACCAUUGUCGUCUGUAUGGCAGUUAAAGAAUUAAACGAUCGGUUUAGACACAAAAUCCCAGUCCCUAUUCCUAUAGAAGUAAUUGUGACGAUAAUUGCUACUGCCAUUUCAUAUGGAGCCAACCUGGAAAAAAAUUACAAUGCUGGCAUUGUUAAAUCCAUCCCAAGGGGGUUUUUGCCUCCUGCACUUCCAUCUGUGAGCCUGUUCUCGGAGAUGCUGGCUGCAUCAUUUUCCAUCGCCGUGGUGGCUUAUGCUAUCGCAGUGUCAGUAGGAAAAGUAUAUGCCACCAAGUAUGAUUACACAAUCGAUGGGAACCAGGAAUUCAUUGCCUUUGGGAUCAGCAACAUCUUCUCAGGAUUCUUCUCUUGUUUUGUGGCCACCACUGCUCUGUCCCGCACGGCUGUCCAGGAGAGCACUGGAGGAAAGACACAGGUUGCUGGCAUCAUCUCUGCUGGGAUUGUGAUGAUCGCUAUUCUUGCCCUGGGGAAGCUUCUGGAACCCUUGCAGAAGUCGGUCUUAGCAGCUGUUGUAAUUGCCAACCUGAAAGGGAUGUUUAUGCAGGUGUGUGACAUUCCUCGUCUGUGGAGGCAGAAUAAGAUUGAUGCUGUUAUCUGGGUGUUUACAUGUAUAGUGUCCAUCAUUCUGGGGCUGGAUCUCGGUUUACUAGCUGGCCUUGUAUUUGGACUAUUGACUGUGGUCCUGAGAGUUCAGUUUCCUUCUUGGAAUGGCCUUGGAAGCAUUCCCAGCACAGACAUCUACAAAAGUACCAAGAAUUACAAAAAUAUUGAAGAACCUCAAGGAGUGAAGAUUCUUAGAUUUUCCAGUCCUAUUUUCUAUGGCAAUGUUGAUGGUUUUAAAAAAUGUAUCAAGUCCACAGUUGGAUUUGAUGCCAUUAGAGUAUAUAAUAAGAGGCUGAAAGCACUGAGGAAAAUACAGAAACUCAUAAAAAAUGGACAAUUAAGAGCAACAAAGAAUGGCAUCAUAAGUGAUGCUGGUUCAACAAAUAAUGCUUUUGAACCUGAUGAAGAUACUGAAGAUCCGGAGGAACUUGAUACCCCAACCAAAGAAAUAGAGAUUCAAGUGGAUUGGAACUCUGAGCUUCCAGUCAAAGUGAACGUUCCCAAAGUGCCAAUCCAUAGCCUCGUGCUUGACUGUGGAGCUAUAUCUUUCCUGGACGUUGUUGGAGUGAGGUCACUGAGGGUGAUUGUCAAAGAAUUCCAAAGAAUUGAUGUGAAUGUGUAUUUUGCAUCACUUCAAGAUUAUGUGAUAGAAAAGCUGGAGCAAUGUGGGUUCUUUGAUGACAACAUUAGAAAGGACACAUUCUUUUUGACAGUCCAUGAUGCUAUACUCUAUCUACAGAACCAGGUGAAAUCCCAAGAAGGUCAAGAUUCCAUUUUAGAAACGAUUACCCUCAUUCAAGACUGUAAAGAUACCCUUGAAUUAAUUGAAACAGAGCUGACUGAAGAAGAACUUGAUGUCCAGGAUGAGGCUAUGCGUACACUUGCAUCCUGAAAGUGGGCUCAGGAGGUCUCUAUGAGCAAGGAAUACGAGACAAAACUUCCUCACUAAUGUCCUAUGCAAACACUUUCUGCAUUGAGUAUUUCUUCAGACUCAAAACACUCAUUCUUUUUUCUAUUAAGCCAUUGAAAGAGAAGCACUAAGACUGUUUCUAGGAUUUAUUUAUAAAAUAAACACCUUACCCCUAA